AUGUCAGCCAUGUUAGUGGAAACCAAUUAUUGGUCAACGGUAUUAAGUUUUUUAGCACAACAAUACUUGACGGAUUCACAUACAACAUGCAUUCUGUGGCAUGCAUCCUUCGAUAUCCAACUGAUGACGAGUCCACCGUUGGUCGUGCACCUUUUGAAACCAGAAAAGUGGCCUAGUUUGGAGAAGGACGUUAAUUAUGAGAGAAAACGUGCAGAACUGGAGGAGAAUCAGGUAUUCUACAAUGAUUGGAUAAUGCGUUUGACUUUGGCCAUUGAGCAGUCGCAUUGCGAGAGCUUUAUAGCUUUUCAGGAGCAUAUUGCAGAAUUUGCCCGUUACUUUUAUAAUGCCAGUAUUUACUCAAUUUGGCGAUCGACGCGAAAUCGUUUUAUUUUCGUUUAUACGGAUGAACUACUGGCAGAAACUGUUGAUGCAGCCAGUUAUUUUGAUGGUUAUAUAUUCCAUGAUCAACCCAACAUUCUGGUAGUCAACGGACCUUUUCUAAAUUCAACUAUUUUUGAGAUUAAAACGAAUAGUUUUGUGGGACCACGAUAUUUUGGGAAAGAACCAACAUCAGUAGCUUUUGAUACGUUGCAGCUUUACGACGCCCAGUUCGGGAAGAUUAUGUGGGAUGCCGGUAUUGAUAUGUUUAGUAAAAUGCGGGAUCUACAAGGACGCGAAAUCAUUUUAGGCAUAUUCAACUAUAAACCUUUUAUGCUCCUCGAUUAUGACAAGGAGCCAAACGUCUAUGAUCGCGCUCUGAACGGAUCUGAAGUGCUGAUAGAUGGCACCGAAAUUCGUAUAUUGCUUAUCUUUUGUGAGCUGCACAAUUGCACAGUGCAAGUGAAUACAACUGAAAAAUCGGAAUGGGGAGACGUGUAUGCAAAUUAUACUGGCAUUGGAUUAAUGGGCAUGGUACUAGACAGAACCACCGAUUACGGCGUCGGUGGUUUGUACAUCUGGCAUGAAGCGUAUCUACGCAUGGAAAUUUCACAUUUUCUUGGACGUUCCGGUGUCACCUGUUUAGUGCCGGCUCCGCAGCCCAUUAUCAACUGGGCCCUACCACUGCGUCCGUUCCAGGCCACCCUCUGGAUAUGUGUAGUGCUUUGCCUAGUGCUGGAGUGCCUGGCACUUGCCUGCACCCGUCAAUGUGAGAGAGCAACGGCAACAGGUGCGUCUCCUUCAUCUUCAUCUUGGUGCCAGAGCCUGCGCUUUGGUUGUGUUAGUGCGCUCAAGUUGUUUGUGAACCAGAGCACCGGCUAUGUGGCAACAUCCUAUGCCCUCCGUACCGUUUUACUGGCCAGCUACAUGAUUGACAUCAUUUUGACCACCGUUUACGGAGGAGGACUUGCCGCUAUACUAACCCUGCCAAAGCUUGAGGAAGCCGCCGAUUCACGACAGAGGCUCUACCAGCACAAACUGAUAUGGUCGGCUACCUCUCACGCCUGGAUAAAUAUGUUUGAUGCUGGGACAGCGGAUACCGUUUUACUGGGACUUAUGGAACGUUUUCGUGUAUACGAUGCCGAGGCCAUAGCCGCAAAAUCACGCACAGAACAAAUGGGUUUCGUGGCGGAGCGAAUGCAGUUUGGUCACUUGGCCAACGCCGAGAUGAUACCCGAUGAUGCCUUGUCGCGACUUAAGCUAAUGGUCGAUGAUAUAUACUUUCUAUUUACCGCAGCCUAUGUGCCACGCCUUUGGGCGCAUUUGGACGCCCACAGUCGGUUCGUACUGGCGUGGCACUCUUCUGGCUUUGACAAGUACUGGGAAUGGAAGAUUGCGGCCGAGUAUAUGAAUGCUAACAGACAGAAUCGGAUGUUGGCUUCACAAAUGCCCAAACUUGAUAUUGGACCCGUUCAACUGGGCAUUGACAACUUUAUUGGGCUAAUAUUGCUGUGGUGUUUUGGCAUGACAUGCAGCUUGCUGGCAUUUCUCGCCGAAUUGUGGUGCUUUAAAGUCGAACAAUUAUAAAUAAUAAUAUGUACUUAUAUAGUACUUAAGCUUAUACGUAUUUAGGCCUGCAAUAGCAAAACCUGAUCAAUUACACGCGUUAUUAAGGCACCCAGUUCAUGAUCCGGCACAUCCUUCCACAAUUCCCGCAAUGUGAGAUCAGCCAAUGUCGCUGCAUUUCGUCCAGCGGUUAAAAGGUUUGUGCGCAGAGUCAAAAAGAUGACCACAUCUGGAUCAAUAGGACUGUGGGUUUCGCAUAUUGUGUGCAACGCACGUGCUGCAUUUGGCGGAAUCUGUUAAGAAUUUGGAUAAUUAAAGAAAGCUCACAGUUUUAGACUUGGAAG
This is a messenger RNA of Drosophila innubila, 2288 nucleotides long. RefSeq lists its product as uncharacterized. The transcript has 7 exons. Bases 1 to 1965 code for a protein of 654 amino acids. Lineage: Eukaryota; Metazoa; Arthropoda; Insecta; Diptera; Drosophilidae. The record is from RefSeq and is a predicted model, not a curated record.